Messenger RNA from Parascedosporium putredinis, 525 nucleotides. The record is from the annotation of a GenBank genome assembly. Lineage: Eukaryota; Fungi; Ascomycota; Sordariomycetes; Microascales; Microascaceae.
AUGCCCCCAAAACGGCGCCCCGGAGGCGUGGCCGAUGUUAGUAACGCGCCGAAACCGCGGCAGACCAAGCUCGCCAAGGAGCACAACGUCACGGCCCAGGAGGAGGCCGAAAUCAAGGAGGCCUUUAGCCUUUUCUCCGAGCCCAUGGAAGGCGAGAAGCAUGGUGUUAUACCCACCAACGAUCACUCCGAGUUCCUCUCCAUUCUCGACCCCGACGACGAGGGCUACGCCUCGUACGAGCCCUUCUUCGCCAUCUGUGCCCUCAAGUUCCACGCCCGCGACCACGACUCAGACGCUCACGCCCGUGAGCUCGACGAGGCUUACCGCCUCUUCACCCACGGCUCCGCCGCCGGGCCCAUCACCCUUACCCACCUCCGCAGGGUGGCCGCCCUCCUCAAAGAGGACGUCGCCGACGAGCUCCUAAAGGACAUGAUCUCAGAGGCCAACAGUGGCCAGGGCACCGCUGUCGGCGUCGCCAAGGACGAGUUCGACGACGUCAUGCGCAGGGCCGGCGUGUGGAGGUAA